CAAGACAUUUUCCACAGAGAGAGAGAGAGAGAGAAAUACGAAGGAAGUCUCGCCGGAAAAUCGUACGUCACGUUAUCGUCGCCGGUUCUUCACCGGGGAAGGGAACCGCCAUGGGAAGUCUAGACCCAACAGCACAAGAGUUCAGGCCGAGGCCGAGAUACUGCCUCGUUACUCCUCCAUCUCCUAUCCCCACCGAAAUUCCGCCCCUUAGAGCUUCACCUCCCCAGCUUUUCUAUCCGUACGCUCCUCAAACGGUUGCGUUUUGUGAUGGAUCAGUUGGGUUCCCGCAGUAUGCAGUUCCUGUACCGCCGGCGUAUGUGGUGGCGCAGCCGUCGUUACCUCCUCCGUCAACGGCGGCGACGCGUUCUCUGUUGCUUACGUCGGUUCCUUGUGACGUGAGCGAGACGUUGGUGCGGAGGGAAUUGGAGGUUUUCGGGGAGGUUCGCGGGGUCCAGAUGGAGAGAGUUAUGGAUGGGAUCGUGGCCGUUCAUUUCUACGAUCUGAGGGAUGCGGAGAGGGCGUUGAGGGAGAUUCGGGCACAGCACAUGCAGCAGCAGAGCCGGUUGAGGAACCACUACUUUGGUUUAAUGACGUUGGUUCCUGGUGGCGAUGGCAACGCGUGCCCACCACUCCCUCCGCCGGCGUGUGGUCUGAUCGCAGGUCAGGCCAUAUGGGCCCACUUCGUCAUACCGGCGAGCAACACAGUUCCGGACGGUAAUAAUCAAGGGACUGUUGUGUUGUUCAAUUUGGACCCCGCCGUUUCCGCUUCACAGCUGAAAGAAAAUUUCCACGCUUUUGGAGCGAUAAAGGAAGUUAGGGAGACCCCGGGGAAGAAGCACCAGAAGUUCGUGGAGUUCUAUGACGUGAGAGAUGCGGCGAAGGCACUCAAAGAAAUGAGCGGAAAAGAAAUUAAUGGGAAGCAGAUUUUGAUUGAGUUCAGUCGUCCCGGAGGCUAUAACCGGAAGUUUUUCAACGCCGGCACUGGCGCUAGCACAAUCCAAACUAAAAACCUUGGCUCUGAUAAUCUUCACAAAUUCUCUGGCCACUUACAUUCCAAUGUUUCCCCUCAUUCUUUCCAGUCCCAGAUCCGACCCUCAGCCAACAAAGCGUCAAAUUCCCGGAACCCUAAUGUGAUCAGUAGUAGCAGAAAGACUUCUCUAGAAGCUUCGUUGAGUUCAUUGUCGUUGAGCGCAGGUAGUGCCGGCGGAGUUGAAGAGAAAGUUGCCAACGGAAUUUCGAAAAAGAACGCCAAAAAGAGCCAAAAUAGUCGAUCAACAGCGUCUAGUUCUAAGCAGCAGCAUUCCCGGAAUCGGCCAUGGAAGAGUAAACAGGUGAAGAAGUUCGACCCUCGUUUCCUUAUUAGUGAAGAGGCCAUGGAGGAAGCUAAUUGCAGAGAUUCCCGGACGACCGUCAUGAUCAAGAACAUACCCAACAAAUACAGUCAGAAGCUGCUCCUGAAUAUGCUGGACAAUCACUGCAUCCACUGCAAUGAGCAGAUUGCCGACGGAGACAAUCAGCCGUUGUCGGCUUACGAUUUUGUUUAUCUCCCCAUUGAUUUCAACAACAAAUGCAACGUGGGAUAUGGGUUUGUGAACAUGACGUCGCCGGAGGCGACAUGGAGAUUAUACAAGGCGUUUCAUCAUCAGCAUUGGGAGGUUUUCAACUCCAGAAAAAUCUGUGAAGUCACUUACGCUAGAGUUCAGGGUUUGGAAGCGUUGAAGGAACAUUUCAAGAACUCGAAGUUCCCGUGCGAGCUGGAGCACUACUUGCCGGUGGUGUUUUCACCGCCUCGAGAUGGGAAACAGCUGUCGGAGCCAGUCCCGAUAGUGGGUCAGAAGCAGCAUAUCACUUCCGGCUCUUCCUCCAAAGCCACUGACGACGACGAUGACGACGACUACGACUACGAUAUUGAAACGGCCGGUGGUUCAGAAGAAGGGAGUAAUGCUGAUAAUGCCAAUCACCAUUCAGGUGAGUCUGACCCAGUUGACUAAAAAACGAACAAGAUGAAACUUUCUGGCGGCAGCAAUCUAAACGACGGCGGCGGCGGCGAUGAUGAUAUAGGUGGUCAUGAUGACAAAAGAUUGUUGCAGAAAUCAAAUGUGCAAUUAUUAUAGUUCUUUAUUUUUCUUAAUUUGUUUACUGGAACCAAGGCAGUGUCCAUUUACGGCAGAGCUGCUGCGUCUUUCUUCUCUAAUCUCUUCUUCUGCUGUUGAAACUGGCUGCGCCAACCAAUGGCCAAUACCGUGCUAUUGAGCUUCGAGCCACCCUCUUCCAUAGCCCUGCGCAUCCCUCCACCUUCCUAAUGAGAUUAGCCGCCUGUCGCCUGACCACUGCAGCCAUUAUCUCCCCCAUCAGCUCCUUAACUAGCCGGAUGAAUCUUAAAUACCAUGAAAAUAUUUCUUUCUUUUUUUUGUCUUCUUUUGUACUACGAGUAUUGUGUACGAGUAGUGUGGAUAAUUUUUAAUGAUUAUUUAAAUUUGUUUUUCAUGUUGUCUGUAGUGUUUCUGGGGAUAAUAUAUUGAGAAAUAUUUU
Messenger RNA from Rubroshorea leprosula, 2532 nucleotides. NCBI's taxonomy places the organism in Eukaryota, Viridiplantae, Streptophyta, Magnoliopsida, Malvales, Dipterocarpaceae. The record is from the annotation of a GenBank genome assembly.